This is a messenger RNA of Hordeum vulgare subsp. vulgare (domesticated barley), 1553 nucleotides long. RefSeq names its product momilactone A synthase-like. Bases 382 to 1317 code for a protein of 311 amino acids. The transcript is spliced from 2 exons. Lineage: Eukaryota; Viridiplantae; Streptophyta; Magnoliopsida; Poales; Poaceae. The record is from RefSeq and is a predicted model, not a curated record.
UCGACAGCGAAGUGCCCAACCAUCAAAUACUACACAUUAAUAAGGAUUCCCUAAGCACAAUUUUUCGUAGUAUUCAUUGACGCAGCGCUACUGUGUUCCUCCAAAAAACAAAGAAUUUUCUUAGCCCAUUCGCGUAAAAGGAGCGCGCGCUCUGGUUCAUGACCUCACCCGCAUGGAUCGCAGCCGUGGCAGCGACUCGUCGAUCACCCACCACCACCGAGUACGUCCUGCUCGAUGUCGAUCGCUCAACACACACAAGCGACGCAUGGUUCACUCAGCGGUCAGCAUGAUUCCGUAGUACAGUACUACAAAUCAUUAGUUGUAUAAAGAUCCUUCGAGCCUUCGUUAAAUUUGGGUUUGCCUUGGCUGGCGUGGACGAAGAUGUUCCGAGCAAUGCGCGCCCUUCUCAGCGCGGCGAAGAGCGGAGCGGCCGCAAGCUCCUCCCGCCUCCUCUCCGGGUGCUCUGACUCCCGGAGGCUGGCCGGGAAGGUGGCCAUCAUCACCGGCGCCGCGAGCGGCAUCGGCAAGGUGACCGCGGCGGAGUUCGUGCGGAACGGCGCCAGGGUCGUCCUCGCCGACGUCCAGGACGAGCUGGGCCGCGCCGCGGCGGCGGAGCUCGGCGGCCCGGACACGGCCUGCUACAUCCGCUGCGACGUGACCGAUGAGGCGCAGGUGGCCGCCGCCGUGGACCUCGCGGUGGCGCGGCACGGCCGGCUCGACGUCAUGUUCAACAACGCCGGGAUCACGGGCGGCAACUACGCGGCCGCCCCGAUCGAGUCGCUCGACAUGGCCGACUUCGACCGCGUCAUGGCCGUCAACCUCCGCGGCGUGGCCGCCGGCAUCAAGCACGCGGCGCGCGCCAUGGCCCCCCGCGGCGAGGGGUGCAUCCUCUGCACGUCCAGCACGGCGGGCGCGCUGGGCGGGUCGGGGCCCCACGCGUACAGCGUCUCCAAGACGGCCGUCGUCGGCAUGGUGCGGUCGGCGGCCGCGGAGCUGGCGCCGCGCGGCGUCAGGGUGAACGCCAUCUCCCCCUACGCCAUCGCCACGCCCAUGGGCGCGCGCUCCGUGAGGGAGAUGCUGGGGCUUCCGCCCGGGGGCGCCGGCGACGGGGGGAAGGAGGAGGAGGAGGAGGUGGUCAGGCGGGUCUUCGAGGAGGACCUCAACGAGAUGGGCGGCGGCGUGGUGCUGCGCGCGGAGGACGUCGCGAGGGCGGCGGUGUUCCUGGCGUCCGACGACGCCAGGUACAUCACCGGGCAUAACCUCAUGGUGGACGGCGGGUUCUCCGUGGCGAAGCCGCUCAACGUGCCGGCGAGCUGAGGACGGCGGGGAACAGCCUGAGGAGAAUGAGUAAAAUAAAUCUGAACAGAACAGCCUGAACAGAACGAGCAUAACCUCAAGAAAAUUGCCAAGGAACAGAACGAGCGAACGCGAGCGAAUGAGUAAAAUAAAUCUGAGGAGAAAGAAACAGUGUACUACUUUGGUCUCAUCAGCUGUUCCCGACAUGCUCAUGAGCACUAAAUGUCCUAUCACCUAUGCAUGUCUUGUGUUGUACU